Molecule: messenger RNA, 816 nt
Organism: Candida dubliniensis CD36
Lineage: Eukaryota; Fungi; Ascomycota; Pichiomycetes; Serinales; Debaryomycetaceae
Gene: RBE1
Product: sterol-binding protein
Exons: 1
Coding region: 1-816 (271 amino acids)
Cellular component (GO): extracellular region
Source: RefSeq, a predicted model, not a curated record
AUGAAGAUAUCAAAUACUUUGUUUAAUAUUGCUGCAUUGUUAGCAGUUACAGAAGCUGCCACUAUCACCAAGUUCUUUACGGCCUCAACCCAAACUAUUUUUGUUACCCAAACUAGUCAAACUGUUAUGGCAACCAAAUCAUUUGUUGAAACAGUUUAUUCAGCUCCACCAAAACAACUCACUAGUAAAACUCAAGAUUCUACUGCCUCAACUACUAGUUCCGUUAAUUUACCUACCAGUAGUUCGGCCACCUCAUAUGUCGAAACUACAACUCCAGGUCAAUCGUCGUCUACAUUGACAACUUCCACUAUUUCUUCAUCUACUGCUAGUGAUGAUUCAGAUUCUACACCUACUGCCGAUGUUGAAUUUGCUGAGGAAAUUUUGAAAGAACAUAAUCGUAAGAGAGCACUCCACGGUGUACCUGAACUUAGUUGGAGUAACAAAUUAGCUGAAUACGCUCAAAAUUACGCCAACACCGGAUUCGAUUGCAACAAUCUUAAUUUGAAACAUUCUUCUGGUCCAUACGGUGAAAACUUGGCUGCUGGUUAUAUGGGUGGAGAUAGCCCUGUUGAUGCUUGGUAUGAUGAAAUUUCCAUGGUUAAUUGGAACAAUAUCGAUUUCACUGAAUCCACCGGACAUUUCACCCAACUUGUAUGGCGUAGUACCACUCAAGUGGGUUGUGCUAAAAUGAUGUGUAACACUGCUUGGAGACAAAUUACUGUUUGUGAAUACUUACCUCGUGGUAAUGUCAUUGGUUUGAAUGUCACUUCCGGACACUCAUACUUUGUUGAUAACGUCUUGCCACCAUUGAAGUAA